AUGGUGGCAGCAGACCUUCGAGGGCUGCCAGAGGGCAGAGGGCAGCGACUGAGAGGAGCCUACCAGACCCCUCGUCCAGACCAGGGACCGCCGAGGAAAUCUCGCAAGAAGCUCCAAGUUAUCAUCUGCGUCCUGCUUGUGGAGCUGUGUGAGAGGUUUACGUUCUUUGGGAUUGUUUGCAACAUGAUUCUCUUCUGCACCGUGAAGUUGGGCUACGACAACUACCUGGCUGCGACGGUCAACCUGAGCUUUAUAGGAGCCAGCACCCUCACCCCUGUUCUGGUUGGGUGGUUCGCAGAAACCUGCUUAGGAAGGACUAAGGUGCUCUACUUAUGCGCUUUUCUGCAUUUCUUUGGCACAGCCAUGUUGCCCGUGGUGGCGUUUCCCUUUGAGGAUUUCUACAUCGACACUCAUCACAUGACCCACCAGCUGGAGCCUCGGGAGCAGCAGAUCUUGUUCUACAUCGGCCUCCUGGCGGCUGCGUUGGGCAUCGGCGGCAUCCGGGCCAUCCUCUGUCCGAUGGGAGCCUACAGCCUGCAGGGCUACAACCAGCAUCAGCUGCUGGGCUUCUUCAACUGGUUCUACUGGUUGGUGAACCUGAACUCUACGGUCGUGUUUCUGGGCAUCGCUUACAUCCAGCAGUCUGUAGCCAAAAAUCUGGCCUUCCUGAUCCCCUUCACCUCAGUGCUGCUGGCGCUCAUCGCCAUACACAUGAUGCGCAACAAACUCACCUACAAACCCAAGAAAGGUGGAUCACUACUGACCACACUGGGAGUUUUCGCGAACUCUCUCAGGAUGUGCUGCCUCCACUAUCGCCACCUGAGUGGAGACGUGACAUCUUGGCUGGACCGGGCCAAAGAGAACAAUGGCGGCCGGUACAGCGAGACGCAUGUGGAGAACGUGAAGGUCCUGGCCAAGCUCUUCCCUCUUUACGGCCUCCAGCUGCUGUACAGGGCCUGCAUCACUCAGAUUCCUUCGGGUUACUACAUCCAGACGAUGAACUCCAAACUCCACCUGAAUGACCUCCUGUUGCCCAUCGGGGCCAUGAAUGUGAUCAGCAUCCUUCCUCUGCUGCUCUUAGCUCCUCUGUUUGAAUGUGUGGCCUCCUGCUACCUCUCCACGGGAAAAACUCCACUGGCACCCGCGAAACUCAUCACUCUGGGACACAUCUGUGCCGCUCUGUCGGUCCUGCUGGCUGGUUUGUCCGAGCUGCAGAGGAAGUCUUACCCUCUGGUGGAGCAGACGCUGUCCGGGAAGGUCCUGCAAGUGUCGUCCAUGCCGUGCUUCCAGCUGGCUCCUCAGUACGUCCUCCUCGGCCUGGCGGAGGCUCUCGUCACCCCUGCAUGUUCCCUCAUAUCUUUCCAGCUGACCCCGAGCCACCUCAGAGGGAUCUCCCUGCACUUCCUCACUCUGUCCUAUGGAGGGGGCUGUCUGCUGGGAGCCUUUAUCGUUCAGCUGGUGUACUUUAUCUCUGGAGGUAACUUCUACCCAAACAUACUGCAUGAUGGGAAUCUGGAGAGAUUCUUCUUCCUUCUGGCCACACUGAUGGCUCUAAAUGCGGUGGUGUUUUGGAGCGUAUCCCACAGGUACAUGGAUCUGAGUGUGCAGGGGAAAGCACUGACCGUCAGUCCUCUGGCUGAGAAGCUGCUGCAUUACAAGGCCAGUCUCCGUUUCUACGACACAGUAGAUCACGCUUCCAUUGAAUCUAUUUUAUGACUUCACUUAGUGAGAUGUCUCCUGUUAGUGGCGCUGGCGCUGCACGUUUCUGUCAAAAUGUGUAGGCUAAGAAAUUCUGGGCUGACCUGUAUGAAUAAAUUACAUGAAAUGUGAAUAUAUUUGCACCUUUACAGUCAAAAUGUAAAAUCACAAACUGUGUAUGGAAUCAAGCAUGUCACUUACUCCAUCAA
This is a messenger RNA of Acanthochromis polyacanthus (spiny chromis), 1907 nucleotides long. It is a transcript of the gene slc15a5, whose product is annotated as solute carrier family 15 member 5. Gene Ontology annotation, molecular function: transmembrane transporter activity. The transcript is spliced from 9 exons. NCBI's taxonomy places the organism in Eukaryota, Metazoa, Chordata, Actinopteri, Pomacentridae. Gene Ontology annotation, biological process: transmembrane transport. Gene Ontology annotation, cellular component: membrane. The record is from RefSeq and is a predicted model, not a curated record. Bases 1 to 1716 code for a protein of 571 amino acids.